AUGACACGCGUCACACGAGCUAGCAAAGAGCAAGCCUCCGUUAAUAUGAAUGCCGGCUUUAUACAAAGCUCUAUCCUCGUCUAUGAUCCCACUCGACACCGGAGGGCGCCGUCGCUAAAGCGCGAUACUACGGGCUCGCCUCGGGCGGCGCGAACCAAUUACCCGCCGCCGCCGCGCGGGCAUUUACCCCCUCCGCCCUCCGCCGCCCCAGCAGCCCCCCUCUGUCGCCCACCCGUCGCGGUACGGAAUUACUUAUCUCCAACGCGCGCUGCCAGCCCGGUACUCUGCCGCCCGCAAUGCGAAUACGGCGCGGCUUUUUGUGUUCGGGUUUUCCGCACCGAUGUUAAAGCGAACCCGGAGCGACUUUAUCGGACGGGUUUUCAAUAG
Molecule: messenger RNA, 387 nt
Organism: Parnassius apollo (apollo)
Lineage: Eukaryota; Metazoa; Arthropoda; Insecta; Lepidoptera; Papilionidae
Source: the annotation of a GenBank genome assembly